Molecule: messenger RNA, 3931 nt
Organism: Tremella mesenterica DSM 1558
Lineage: Eukaryota; Fungi; Basidiomycota; Tremellomycetes; Tremellales; Tremellaceae
Exons: 5
Coding region: 1-3903 (1300 amino acids)
Biological process (GO): vesicle-mediated transport
Cellular component (GO): endocytic vesicle; cytosol
Molecular function (GO): guanyl-nucleotide exchange factor activity; small GTPase binding
Source: RefSeq, a predicted model, not a curated record
AUGUCAGACGCACAUCUUCAACCCAAGCAGUCCAUCUUCUCCACCCUGAGUCUCCGCGCACGUAAAGCUCCCUCCGAGACACUCACUCAUCCCCUCCUAGCAGCCUCCUCUUCUCAGCUCAAUCUCACCGUCCCUGCCGACACCUCAGAGGCCGGUCCAUCUCAUCAUCACCUACCUCCUCCUUCUCACUCACGCGAAUCUAGCUUCCACAAAGGUGUCGGUCAAGUGGGUGGCCUGCCCUACAAACCUCGACAGAAACAUGCCGGUCAUCCUUCCACCGGUAGCUACGAUUCGGUCUUCGGCAUCAAUACAUCACCAAGUACCGGACCAUCUAUACCUACCGUAUCUGUUCCAAUGUCACCAUCAUCAGUGGCGGCCGCACCUACAACAUCUACUUCCACUUCCACCACUUUCGCGCUCCCACCUUCCGCCGCAGAGGACUUGACAGCAUCGACCGGAAGCAGUGGGACAGCCACCACACGACUGCAAUUACAAAGUCUCAAAGCCGCAGCACAGAGGAUAGGACUGGGGAAUGGAAGUAUGGGAAUAGCCAUGAUCGACACAAUAUUUGAAAAGGGUGGGACUGGACGACAAAAGGCUGGAGAAGGAGGUGACUGGGGUGAUGUGCUCAGGAUCCUCAACGACGGAAAGGCCUUUCUAUUGCUCCCGACGUCCUCGUCUUCAUCGCUGCCCAUCACUCCUCAGAUACUCAGAGAUCAUAUCAUCUAUCUCGGACCGAGCGUUUCACUGCCAUCAAGCGAAGGAGGAAAGGAAUCGACGACCACGUGUAACGUAAUAGUGACACUGUCAGGUCUCGUGGGUACGUUGCAUAAUAGCGAGCUGUCUUUCCAAUCCAUUGUUCCGAACGACUCACCACUUCUUCAGGCCUUGCGCGAUCCCAGCAGCCGUUCAGCGGCCAUCUCUGCACUGCGUCCGACCCUCUUUCCCCUUCCUCCUCCCACCUAUUUCCCUUCUUUCACACUAUCAACCGAUACAGCGUCUCUCGUCUUCCCUCCCCCUAGCAAGUCUGCCUCCUUGAUCACCGCGACGGAAAAGGAGAAAGACAAGACAACACCUGGCAAAAUAGGCCGGAUAAAUCCCUUCGCUUCGUUCUUUGGCUCCUCAUCUUCUUCGCCUACUCCUACUUCCUCGCCUUCCCUCGGCCAAGCCACAUCCCCUACCAAGCGUGAUGCUCCGACGCUGGAACGUCCCUUGUCUCCGUCCGGGUAUGCCCCGGAAGGUACCGCUUCACCUCUUCUCAACAGUCCUCGACCAUCUGUUCUGUCCAUCGACCAUCAUGAUGGCGCCUCCCUCCUCGCAGAUGUUACACAAGAUGGGUUCACAGUAUCUGCAUACACUGUGUCUCGAUCUAUUCGACAUUCAGAAGUUCACAAGACCCUCAGUAAGGCCCUCCGGGCAUAUGUGCGGGAGCACUUGGCCCGUCUGCCGGACAAGGUCGUUGAAAGGGUGGUCCGAUUGGUUCUUCCUGCUAUUUGUCCAACGUUGGGAAAUGCAACUGAGAAAGAAUCGGUCAAACCUCAUCCCGACGAAGGGAUGCUGCAGCUGGACUUCUGCGAUCCUGCGGCAUGCGGCGACAGGCUUCAAGACUUCAUGGAGGGGGUGUAUGACGAUCUGGUGGAUCAUUUUCGAUCCGAUUCUUCAUCGACCAUCGCCGAGGGUCUCCUGCGGAAAAGCAGCGGUGGGAUCCGAGGGAGAAGUGAUCUGGAAGAAGCUGAUGACGCCGCUGCGAGGGAGAAGAGACGGAAGGACAGAGAAGAGAUGGCUGAGCGACAAGCCAGUGAUGGAACAGAACGCGUGGAGGCAAUUGUCUGUCAACUUCUGUAUAACCGACUGUACUCGCCUCUUGAAUCUGAUGAUCCAAAACAUGAUGAAGCUCUGGCCUCACGGAUCGCGGCUCUGAACAUAUUGGAUCUUUCACUCGACCAUUUGGGCUUGAUCACUCGACCUGACGAGGAACUUGGUACGGCGACAGGAAAUGAUAGCAUUAUCACUACCGGUCUGAAUGAUAUCGCUCAAGAGGUCGGCGAACAAUUUCAGCACCUCACUUCGGUAGACUGCCUGUCACCAAAGGACAAAGCGGAUGUUCUCAUACGGGCUCACAAGCUGGUAGUGGAUGGAUUGGCAAAAUUGCCAACCAUAAAGCUGAGACCGGAAGGAGAGCCGUACAGGCCUACACCUCAACCGUCGUCCAGAGACAGACUACCAGAUGUAGAGUUGCCGGAAAUCCUGGAGCAGGGUGUGUAUAACGACGCCUCGAUGCACGAUGAUCCCACCUGGGAUCGUUCGACAGACUCUCAUGUACAAGCAGAUGAAACGGGAGAAGAGACUCCACAUGCUUUUCCGUCCAGUUCCAAUACAGCACCUCCUGUAUUAGACCUAUCUCCUCCGACAGAACCCAUGGAUUCUUCUCAACUUCAGGAAGCAAUGUCAUCAUCGGUCCUGACACUUCCUAUCGCCCCUCUCUCAUUGACCACUCCCGUUAUCGAACCGACCGACCUUCCCGAGCCCUCGACCACACCAAUGAUCCUCAUGACAGAUUCGUUUCCUGAUAAGCUCAACAAUGAGAAAUUGGAAACCUCGACACCUGGUACAUCUGGUGCUGAUCUCAUACUUCCAAUCAUCAUCUAUUCUGUCGUUCGUUCAAACCCACCUCAACUGGCCUCACAACUCAUGUACCUUCGAAGAUAUCGAUCUGCCAUUUGUUUAACUGGGGAAGCUUCUUACGCCGUUGUCAACCUCACUGCCGUUGUCGAAUUCCUCGAACAUGUCAAUCUGGUCGAUUUAGGAUUAGGAGAAGAUUCUGCCAAAGUCAUGUCAAUAGCUGAUUUAUCACCUAUCGGUCUUGCUUUAGUGGAUGAAUCAAACGAAGAUGCAAUUAGUAUAGCAUCUGCUUCUUCACGUCUUCGAGGAAAGGUGUUUCAAGUUGGUGAACUCGCAGGGAGUGCAGCGGGAAGUGCGAAUAAAGUUAUAACUGGAGUAGUUGAUUCUUCUUGGACAGCUUUACGUGGAUUAAUAGUUUCUAAUCAAUCUCAAGAAGGAUCAGAAACGACUUUAAUACCUGAUCGACCUCGAAUACGUCAAAGACAAGCUUCAACAUUUUCUUUAGCAAGUGUUACGGCUAGUGUAGCAAGUAUAGCCGCUGCUGCUGCAUCUACUGCGGCAGCUAGAUCACGUUCAAGAGCUAAUUCAAAAGCGACUCAAGUUUUACCAAUGGGUAGAGAAAUGAUUGAUGUUUCUUUCCCUUCUCGUAGAAUUGAAAAUGAGUCACAAGAUGGAUCAUCAGAAUCAGAAAUGGAAGAACAAUCAGUUCCUAUUUUAUUAGGAAGAUCUAGAGCUGGUAGUGAAGCUAGAAGUAUAAAGAGCGUUAGUUCAACUAUGAGGGAACAAAAGGAAAAGGAUAGAGAACGUCAACGUGAACGUGAAAGAAUUGAAAAAGAUAGAAUAUCAAAGGAAGAAAAAGAAAAAGAUAAAGAUAAAGAGAGACAAAUACGUGAUGAUAAAGAAGGUCAAAAAGAAGAAAGGGCAAGUUUAAGUGAUAGAUUAGCUUCUAUCGGUGUACUUGGGAAAUAUUCAAGUCCGACUCCUUCGAUAAAUAAUACUAAUUUGGAAAUCCCACCUAUACCUCCACCACAACCUAUCAAAAACCUUACGACUUCUCUCUCCGUUCAUACACCAGAUCCUAAAUCACCCACGGGAAGUACCUCUUCUCUCCCUUCUUUUCCUCCUUCGUUGAUAGACAUUGAACCACCUAUCGAAAGAUUCGUCACUUGCGAUCUGGCAGAUUUACGUUUAUCAGAUGUUGGUGCUUUAUUAAGAGAUUAUCGUAGAUUGGCAGGAAUCGUCACUGCUCUUCAAAUGGCUUCUCGAUCUCCUCAACAAUGAUAUCAUCACGAUGCAUAUUCUACCUAUC